Messenger RNA from Haliaeetus leucocephalus (bald eagle), 2424 nucleotides. Its product is annotated as protein PML-like. Lineage: Eukaryota; Metazoa; Chordata; Aves; Accipitriformes; Accipitridae. Gene Ontology annotation, biological process: intrinsic apoptotic signaling pathway in response to DNA damage; PML body organization; positive regulation of DNA-templated transcription. Gene Ontology annotation, cellular component: nucleoplasm; chromatin; PML body. The record is from RefSeq and is a predicted model, not a curated record. The transcript has 9 exons. Gene Ontology annotation, molecular function: nucleic acid binding; ubiquitin-protein transferase activity; zinc ion binding. The coding region runs from base 51 to 2378 and encodes 775 amino acids.
GAAAACGAAACGAAAGUCCCCGGUGAACGCUGCUGGCCGCCGUUGUCCACAUGCCCGACAGCCCCGUUGCCCCCCGGCCGUCCGGCCCCCCAGCAGAUGGAGACGGUGCCACCGCCCCCAAGGAGACGGGACCCCAGCCGGGUACACCCUCGUGCUCCCCUCCGUCCCACCCUCCCGCGAUGGAAGAUGACUUCCAGUUCGUCCUUUGCGAGGGCUGCCGGCAGGAAUCGCCCAACCUCAAGCUCCUCACCUGCCUCCACACCUUGUGCCUCGAUUGCCUGAGCGAGAACAAGCCCAUCAGGCAGUGCCCCGUGUGCCGGACGGCCAUCCCGCAGGCCAGCGGCAUCCCCGACAUGGACAACCUGCUCUUCACCAACCUGCAGGCCAAGCUCAGCAUCUACAAGAAGAUCAGAGACAGCGAUGGCCCGAAUUGCAGCCGGUGCCGGGGGGAAUCGGCAACAGUGUGGUGCUCUGAGUGUGAGGAGUUCCUCUGUGCCAAGUGCUUUGAGGACCACCAGUGGUUCUUCAAGAAGAGGAGCCACGAAGCCAGGAAGGUGGAGGAGCUUCGUGCCGAGUCAGCCCAUCAGUUCCUGGAAGACACCAGAAAGUCCUGCAACCUCUUCUGCUCCCGUCCCGGUCACGCCGACCAGGGCCACAUCUCCAGCAUCUACUGCAAGAGGUGCGAGAAGGCGCUGUGCUGCUCGUGCGCGCUGCUGGACAGCCAGCACGCCCCGUUCUGCGACAUCCGCAGCGAGACCCAGCGCAGGCAGGAGGAGCUGGGCACCAUGAACCAGGAGCUGAAGCAGAAGAGAAGCGGCUUUGAGGCCACCUACGCGGCGCUGCAGGAUGAGGCCGCCCGGCUGGAGGAGGCGCAGCGGGAGAUGCGGGAGCUGAUCGGGCAGCGCGUGGAGCAGCUGGUGCGGCUGAUCCGGCAGGAGGAAGAGGAGCUGCUGGGGCUGGUGGAAGCGUGGCAGGAGCAGGGCCGGCGGGAGCUGGCGAGGGAGCUGCAGCACGUGGAAGGGGUGCUGCGGCGGAUGGAGGCGGGCGAGCGGCUGGUGGAGAAGAUGAGGCUCUACGCCACGGAGCAGGAGGUGAUGGACAUGCAGCCCUUCAUCAAGGACUCGCUGGACGAGCUGCAGCGGCUGCAGCCGCCGGCAGCUGGGGACCGAGCGCAGUCUGGGGACUUGGCCAAGUGCAGAGCCAGGCUGCAGGCGCUGGUGGAGCGUGUCAUGGGGCACCCAGGUACUAAUUCCCAAGCUGCCCCCCUGGUCGAUGUGGCCCUGGAGAAAAACCUGCAAGGGGAGCCGGUCCAGCCCAAGAGCCAGACCAUCUUGCCCACCUUCACCAUCAACCUUGAGGAGAUGCAGAUGAGCCCGGCUCUCUCCAUCAGCACGUGGCCUAAGCGGAUGUCGCGCUGCGUGGAAACAGGCAGCCAGAUCUCACCCAAGGUACUGAAGCUGGAGUAUGACAACAUGCCGGUCCCCAUCAAUCCCAGUUCAAACCAGUGGGAUGGCAGAAUGGGACCCAGAGCCUCCACGCCGAGCCAGAACUGCAGCAGCAUCCCUGCCACCAGCAGCCACAUUGAUGAUGCAGAAGACACAAGCAUCAUCAUCUCCAGCUCAGAGGACAGCUCAGAAGACACGGUGGCUUCCAGCAAGCCCAAGGACAGCAAGAAGCCCUCCAGCCCCACGUGGUCCGGGAGCGGCACCUCACCCCACCUCAGCACUGGCCCCACCAGCCCCUGGGACGACGGGUUGGAGCUGAGCACCUUGGUGUUCCUCAGCUUGAAGGUUGACCAGAAAACCCAGCUCAUCACAGAGGUGGCAGCAGUAAACAGAGAGCACACCUUCAAGACGCUGAUUCAGACACCCGAGUCGGUGCUGGCGCUGCUCUCCCAGGGCGUCCCCAUCGAGGUGGGGAUGCAGCACCUCCUCUGGUACCUCUCCCCGCUCCCCAGGCCCAUCCUCAUCGUCUAUAACUUCUGGGCACUGGAGCUGCCCGCUCUCUUUAAAGCCCUGGAUGCCACGGGCAGGAAAGUGGACUUCUGCCGUGUUGUGGGUGGUUAUGUGGAUAUGUUGUCCUUGAUCAAAGAAAAGCUGCCCAAGGCCCCUUCUUACAAGCUGAAGAACCUGCUGAGAAGGCACCUCCAGCAGCAGUUCAAUGAGGGCAGCGCGCUGGCCACGGCCAAGGCCUUGCAGGAGCUUUGGGGAGCCCUGGAGCUCCCUGCCCGUGCCGAUGCGGGGAUGAUGCUCACCCACUGCAACCUGCAGAGCUACACGAUCCUGCGGCCCCUGGUACAGGAGAAACUGCUCACCAGGAGGGCAGCCAAGAUCCUGGCCCGGCGCAGCCUCAUCCUCUGGGAGCUGGAAGAGGCGUGAGCACGACCGUGGGGUGAGUCAAGUUGGCCAGGUCUCAGGUUAACCG